Molecule: messenger RNA, 504 nt
Organism: Arctia plantaginis
Lineage: Eukaryota; Metazoa; Arthropoda; Insecta; Lepidoptera; Erebidae
Source: the annotation of a GenBank genome assembly
AUGAGUAUGCGUCUGUGGACCUAUCAAACCUGCGUGGAGUUUGGCUGGUACCAGACAACGACCAGCACCCGCCAGCCUUUCCUGUCGACUGUACCUUUGGAGUAUUUCCAUCAGAUGUGCAAGGACUUCUUUUCCAGCCAGAUCAAUGAAAGCUUGCUCCGUUCAGGAAUUCGUCGCACAAACCUCUUCUUCGGUGGGCGGUACCUCCCGGACCGCGUGGUGAGCGUGGUUGGAGGCCACGACCCUUGGAGUCCCAUGGGCCCAAGGGCCGCGGACGCGCAUUCUCGGGCCCCAGUCCAUAUCGUUCCAGGGGUUUCACACUGCAUGGCUAUAGGGUCCACCAAUUCCACAAACAUCGAAGAGUUAGAGAGCACCAAGAAACAGGUUUUAGAUGAAAUGUACAGCUUCCUGAUGUACGGAGACCUCAUCCAGAUAUCGGCUGCUGUGACUGCGCGGGGUUCGAUUCUGCUGUCAGUCAUUGCUAUUUUUUAUUUUCUGAUAUAA